Messenger RNA from Metarhizium album ARSEF 1941, 903 nucleotides. RefSeq names its product enoyl-CoA hydratase/isomerase. The record is from RefSeq and is a predicted model, not a curated record. The transcript has a single exon. Lineage: Eukaryota; Fungi; Ascomycota; Sordariomycetes; Hypocreales; Clavicipitaceae. Bases 1 to 903 code for a protein of 300 amino acids.
AUGGCAUCGCAUCCAGAAUCGUACCAAAAGCUCAGCUUCCCAACCCUCCUCGUCUCCCACCACCCGCCGUCCUCGCCGUCUCCAACCCCCGUCAUCAUCGUCAAACUCCACCGCCCCUCGCACCGCAAUGGCUUCACCGACACCAUGGCCGACGACCUCGUGACCGUCUUCAGCACCCUGUCCCUCGACCCCCGCGUCAAAGCCGUCGUCCUCACCUCCUCCGACCCCAAGAACCACAUGUUCAGCGCCGGAAUGGACUUCUCCUCGACCCAGGGCGUCGCGCCCACCGCCGAGCUCCACCGCGACGGGGGCGGCCGCAUCUCCGUCGCCAUAUACAGAUGCAACAAGCCCGUCAUCGCCGCCAUCAACGGCCACGCCGUCGGCGUAGGCAUCACCAUGACCCUCGCCGCCAACAUCCGCAUCGCUAGCUCCGAGGCCAGGAUCGGCUUCGUCUUUGGCAGGAGGGGCUUCUGUCUCGAGGCCUGCAGCAGCUUCUUCCUGCCCAGGCUGAUCGGCACGUCCAGAGCUUUGCAUCUGACCACCACGGGCGCCGUCUACCCGGCGAGCCACAGGCUCCUCGACGGACUGUUCAGCGAGGUCGUCCCCCCCGAGGACGUCUUGCCCACGGCGCUGAAGAUUGCCGAGGAUAUAGCCGUCAAUGUGAGCAAUGUCUCGUCGAGGCUCAUGAAGGACAUGAUUUACACAACGACGAGCUCCCCAGAGGAGGCGCAUUUGCUCGAGAGCAAGCUGUUUCAUGGCUUGUGGCACGGCAAGGAUGCAAAAGAGGGUGUUGAAAGCUUCAUGAAAAAGAGGCAGCCCGACUUUAAAGGCACCAUGGAAGAUGGCUUGCCAUACUAUCCGUGGUGGACGCCCGUUGAUGUCAAGCCGCCUGCUAAAUUGUAG